Molecule: messenger RNA, 2625 nt
Organism: Trichophyton rubrum CBS 118892
Lineage: Eukaryota; Fungi; Ascomycota; Eurotiomycetes; Onygenales; Arthrodermataceae
Product: ribonucleoside-diphosphate reductase large chain
Exons: 4
Coding region: 1-2625 (874 amino acids)
Biological process (GO): DNA replication; deoxyribonucleotide biosynthetic process
Cellular component (GO): ribonucleoside-diphosphate reductase complex
Molecular function (GO): ribonucleoside-diphosphate reductase activity, thioredoxin disulfide as acceptor; ATP binding
Source: RefSeq, a predicted model, not a curated record
AUGAGUGCUAACAUGGUACUAGACGGCCGCAAGGAGCGUGUGCAGUUCGAUAAGAUCACUGCUCGCGUCUCGAGACUGUGCUAUGGCCUUGACCCCGAACAUGUUGAUGCCGCUGCCAUCACACAGAGAGUCAUCUCCGGUGUUUACCAGGGGGUUACCACAGUCGAGCUCGACAACCUGGCCGCCGAAACUGCUGCAUACAUGACCGUGACCCAUCCAGACUAUGCCAUUCUUGCUGCAAGAAUAGCAGUGUCGAACCUCCACAAACAAACCAAGAAGCAAUUCUCGUCCGUUAUAGAUGACCUCUAUCACUACGUUAACCCUAAGAACGGCCGGCCAGCUCCCAUGAUAUCCGAGAAGACUCGGGAGAUCGUCAUGAAACAUGCUGAAGAACUCAACUCGGCUAUUGUGUACGACCGUGACUUUAACUACCAGUAUUUCGGCUUCAAGACGCUUGAAAGGUCAUACCUGCUACGAACCAACGGCAAGGUUGCUGAACGGCCACAGCAUAUGAUAAUGCGAGUUGCCGUCGGUAUCCACGGUGAGGACGUUGAGAAAGUAAUUGAAACAUACAAUCUCAUGUCCCAGAAAUACUUCACCCAUGCCUCUCCCACUCUCUUCAAUGCCGGAACCCCGCAGCCGCAAAUGGCUUCCUGCUUCCUCAUUGACAUGAAGGAGGACAGUAUCGAAGGUAUCUACGACACACUGAAGACCUGUGCUUUGAUUUCAAAGACUGCUGGAGGAAUCGGUCUUAACGUCCACCGUAUCCGUGCCACCGGAUCCUACAUUGCUGGAACCAACGGCUCCUCCAACGGAAUCGUCCCCAUGCUUCGUGUGUUCAACAACACUGCCAGAUAUGUCGACCAGGGUGGCAACAAGCGUCCAGGUGCCUUUGCUAUCUACCUGGAGCCAUGGCACGCUGAUAUCUUUGAGUUCCUUGACCUCCGCAAGAACCAUGGAAAGGAAGAAGUCCGUGCCCGUGAUCUAUUCUUGGCCUUGUGGACUCCUGAUUUGUUCAUGAAGCGAGUUGAAAAGAAUGGCGAUUGGACCCUAUUCUGCCCUAAUGAGGCUCCUGGAUUGGCUGAUGUCUACGGAGAAGAGUUCGAGGCAUUGUACGAAAAAUACGAGAAGGAAGGUCGAGGCCGGACAACCAUCAAGGCCCAGAAGCUAUGGUACGCCAUUCUCGAGGCCCAGACGGAGACUGGAAACCCCUUUAUGCUUUACAAGGAUUCCUGCAACCGAAAGAGCAAUCAAAAGAACCUUGGUACUAUCCGUAGUUCAAACCUUUGCACUGAAAUCGUUGAAUACACCGCCCCAGAUGAGGUUGCAGUUUGUAACUUGGCUUCUAUUGCCCUUCCUACCUUUGUGGAUGCUGUUCGCGGUGAAUACGAUUUUGGCAAACUCCAUGAAGUCACUCAGGUCGUUGUCAGAAACUUGAACAGAAUCAUUGACGGGAACCACUACCCGGUUGAAGAGGCACGACGAAGCAAUUUCCGUCAUCGCCCCAUUGCUGUGGGGGUCCAGGGCCUUGCCGAUGCUUUCCUCGCUCUUCGACUGCCCUUCGACUCUCCCGAAGCCAAGCUUUUGAACACCCAAAUCUUCGAGACCCUUUACCAUGCUGCGUUGACCGCAUCGUGUGAACUUGCCAAGGUCGAUGGUCCAUACUCCUCCUACGAGGGUUCUCCUGUUUCUCAGGGUAUCCUUCAAUACGAUAUGUGGAACGUAACGCCGACCGACCUCUGGGACUGGGAUGGUCUUAAAGCUGAGAUCUCCAAGCACGGUGUCCGUAACAGUUUACUACUUGCGCCCAUGCCAACUGCCAGCACCAGUCAGAUUCUUGGCUUCAACGAGUGCUUUGAACCUUACACCUCCAACAUCUACUCACGCCGUGUACUUGCUGGCGAGUUCCAAGUUGUCAACCCAUGGCUUCUCAAAGACCUGGUCGACCUCGGCCUGUGGUCCGACAAUAUGAAAAACCGUAUCAUCGCCGACGGUGGUUCCAUCCAAAACAUCUCUAACAUCCCAGCAGACAUCAAGGCUCUGUACAAGACCGUGUGGGAAAUUUCUCAACGUACUAUUGUUCAGAUGGCCGCUGAUCGAGGCGCCUUCAUUGACCAGUCUCAAUCCCUCAACAUCCACUUGAAAGAGCCUACCAUGGGAAAGAUCACCAGUAUGCACUUCGCUGGCUGGAAGCUCGGUCUCAAGACCGGCAUGUACUAUCUCCGUACCAUGGCUGCGUCUGCUCCAAUCCAAUUCACAGUAGACCAGGAGCAACUCAAGGUUGUUGACACCAACGUUGCACGCACAAAUGCAGCUAUGAGGAAACGUGUUGGCGCUGCCAGCCCAGGAGCCUCUUAUUCCGCUGUUCCACGUCCCAUGUAUGAUGGAACACAGCAGGCAGUUUCAACUCCUGUAUCCAAAAAGACUACACCAGAUGAAGAAUCUAGACCUACCCCGAUGCCAAGCUCUAAGACUGCUACUGAAGACAAGUCAGCAGGGAAGGCGGACGAGACGGAGUCAAAGGAAGGAAAGGGCGAUGCCCAGACAGAGGCAGACAUUUACUCGCAAAAAGUUCUUGCCUGCAGCAUUGAGAACAAAGAAGAGUGUGUGAUGUGCAGUGGCUAG